UACUAGAUCGCAGGAUGUAUUUGUUCCAACUCGUCAUCUCAGAGCUGCGUGUAUCUGUCAAAGAACUUUUAAGACAUCGGCAAUGCGACUGUGCAUCGAAAGCACAGAGUGCGUCAACGAGAACCAUACCGCAGGCUUCUCAUUCGCCAUCGGAUAGACAGCUUCCUGUCGGUAUUCUUGCAGAUCCGGGCCGAGUUCCGGCCGCUCACAUCCGGCGUGCAUAAACCCCCUCCAAGGCUUCUUUCUGGCUGGCGGAUCUCCAAACUGUCAAACAAUCCGUUUCGAAACAUCAUCGGAACCAUCAUGUCGAACCAAAUAGCCUUGCCUGUCGUCGACCCGGCUGGCAAGACGCGAUUGCGCCAGUCUCUGGAACGCGCCAAAGCCCGCGAAGGACCCAGUGUCGGACAAUGGCUGGAAUUCCCAGGCUACACACUCGCCCGGACCAUCGCGCCCCUGGGCCAAGAUUGGGUUCUGAUUGACUGCGAGCACGGCAACAUCGACGACCGCGAUAUGUACCUACAGAUUGGCGCCAUCUCGUCGAGCGGCGUGUCGCCCAUCGUACGGAUCCCAACGGACGAGCCGUGGAUGGUGAAGCGUGCGCUUGAUGCGGGCGCGCACGCCAUCAUGGUGCCCAUGUGCGAGACGGCAAGCCAGGCCGAGGCCAUUGUGCGCGCGGCCAAGUAUCCCGACACCAAGAAGUGGCCUGCGGGCCGUCGGGGGGCGGGUGCCAUGUUUGCCCCGGCCGCCUUUAACCAGAACGGCCGCGAUUACCUGUUCCGUGCCAACGACAACGUCAUGGUCUGCAUCCAGAUCGAAACGCGGCUGGCCCUCGAGAACAUCGAAGCCAUCGUGGCCGUUGAGGGCAUCGACAUGGUCUUUAUCGGUCCCAACGACCUGGCAUCUUCAAUGGGAUACGUCGCAUUCGACCAUGCGUCCAUCCCAGAGGUCCAAGAGGCUUCGAAGAGAGUCUUGGACGCCACUCUGCGUGCCGGCAAGUAUGCGGGCCACUUUGCCCUGAGCUCAGACGCUGCUGCGCAGAAAUACAAUGAGGGGUACCACUUUGUCAAUUGCGGUGCCGACAUUGUGGCCGUUACCGCGUGGAUGUCUACAGAAAUGUCAAAGCUAAGUAGAUCGCUGGUGCAGUAG
This is a messenger RNA of Microdochium trichocladiopsis, 1146 nucleotides long. Its product is annotated as 2-dehydro-3-deoxyglucarate aldolase. The record is from RefSeq and is a predicted model, not a curated record. The transcript has 2 exons. The coding region runs from base 304 to 1146 and encodes 280 amino acids. Gene Ontology annotation, cellular component: cytoplasm. NCBI's taxonomy places the organism in Eukaryota, Fungi, Ascomycota, Sordariomycetes, Xylariales, Microdochiaceae. Gene Ontology annotation, molecular function: aldehyde-lyase activity.